Molecule: messenger RNA, 897 nt
Organism: [Torrubiella] hemipterigena
Lineage: Eukaryota; Fungi; Ascomycota; Sordariomycetes; Hypocreales; Clavicipitaceae
Source: the annotation of a GenBank genome assembly
AUGGUUGAACGAAACACCAUGUUGGAAGUUCCUUGGACCCGAGCCGUUAGGUUCAUCUCUGAAGACGGUCGUGAACUAUGCGGAGAGCCUGUGAAUUCCGAUGUUGAUGUCGGGCUUGCUGUCUCCGAAGGUAGAACAGUCGCUGUCAACGUUUUAAAUUCGAACUCAGCAUUGACUGCAACCAAAUUCACGGGCGAAGAAACAAAUAUCUAUAAACUCCUUUCGCCAUUAUCAGCUACUGAAGUUGGCACGGUUCGCUGCGUCGGCCUCAACUUCAAAGACCACGCUGCCGAGCUGAAACUCCCAUUACCGGCUGUUCCCACUAUCUUCAUGAAACCAGGGCAAUGUUUAAACAACCCUCUCGAUCCCAUCAUCAUCCCUUCCUCUGCGCCUGACGCUAUAGAUGCUGAGGUUGAGCUCGUCAUUGUAAUUGGCCAAGACUGCAAAAAUGCCACGGUUGAUACGGCUCUCAGUCACGUCUUGGGAUACACAAUCGCAAACGAUGUCACAGCGCGAGAUGUGCAAAACCACACCUCACAAUGGGGAUAUUGCAAGGGCUACGACGGCUUCUGCCCACUCGGACCGCUCUUGGUGUCUGCCAAAAGUACAGACUUGUCUAAUCUGCGCAUGCGAACCAUUCUCAACAACGACGUGCUACAAAACGGAACAACAGCUGAAAUGAUAUUUUCCGUGGCAGAAAUUGUCACCCACAUGUCCAAGGACACGACACUCCCCAAGGGAACCAUCAUUUUGACCGGAACGCCGUCUGGUAUCGGUCACAGUUAUAAUCCGCCAAAGUACAUGAAGGAUGGAUCUGAACUGUCAAUCUUUAUAGAAGAAAUCGGAACACUGAUAAACCCAGUUGUGUCCGAGGCCUCUUCACUUUCCAGGCUGUAG